Molecule: messenger RNA, 1692 nt
Organism: Phytophthora sojae
Lineage: Eukaryota; Oomycota; Peronosporomycetes; Peronosporales; Peronosporaceae
Exons: 1
Coding region: 1-1692 (563 amino acids)
Source: RefSeq, a predicted model, not a curated record
AUGAUGCACGAGGUGUCUCUAACCGCUAGCGCGGACGAGGACUGGCGCUCGGGCGCCGCCGCCAUCCUGGACAGCUACGAGGACGCCAUGUGGGACGAGAUGCGCCAGCAGGAGGAGGCCGUGAGCGGCGCCAGCCCCGUCAAGAGCCCCGCCGAGUUCGUCCACACGCUCGACCCGAGCGACGGCAAGAGCCCCGUUCGGGGCGAUGACAUUUUAAGUGGCGGUAGUGUUAACGCAGGGUUCGGUUUCCCAAGUACCUUGGACGCAGUAUGGGCCGCGGGCGUCGCCAGCCAGCCUGUUGCCGCCAAAGGUUCGAAAAAGUCGGCAAAAGGCAACUCGGCAAAUGCAACUCGGCCUCUAACCUGGGCCAGUGUUGCCCCCGAGCAAGUGCUGGACUGCGCGCAACUGCCUAACGCGGGGGCGAUGCAACUGCGGCGGCAGAAGAACCGCGACUGUAUGCGGCGCGCGAGGCAACGGCAACGAGAGGAGCUCAAGGAGAUGAAGAGCACCAUCGCCAGGCUGGAGAAGCAAUACGCCGACAUGUGUCUCCGCGCGUCCGCCACCACCGACGACGUGAACUCUCUAACCGUCAGCAACAGCAACUGCAACAAACUGGCAACAAAUUAUACGCAAGUGGUGGAUCUCGUGAAAAGACUCGGCGCGGAGAAUUUGUAUCUAAAGGCGGAGAUCCAGCAACAGGCAGCGUGGAAGUUGCACUUGUACCGGAUUUUAGAGAGUCGACCGGAAAUGGACGGACCCAGGUGGGCGCAGCAGUUCCAGCAGCCCGCGUUAGGUGGAGCCGAGGCGCUGCAAAUGCAACUCGACCGACUGGACGAGUUCGAGGCUGCGCAAGUGUUUGGCUUCCACCCGUUGACCGAGUUAGAUCUAACCCGCGUCAUUCUCGACAAUAACCGGACCAUGGGUCGCGUGCAGAGCAGGUUGUUGCUGCCGUCCAGUCUUGCGGGUGAAGGGCGGUUUAAACCGCGGAGGAUGCAAAUGUUCGGCUGGGACGUGGUGCAAAAAGUGGAGGGGAGUGUCAUGGAGUGCGUCUUCACCAAGAAGUUUAAGGGGUUGAAUGUUGCCGAGCUCAUGCAAAAGACGUGGGCGAACGAUAUGAGACUCGACCGGUUCAAGAAGGUCAAGUGUGAGACGAGCCGCCUCGAAGUGCUGCAACAGAUUAACCCGAACGCCUAUGUGCUAGGGAGGGAUGUCAUCUCCCCCACAGACGACAUCUCGACGUUCCGCUCGGUCUUCGUACGGUUUUUAAUCGAAACCAGCAGGAAAAUCCCCGCGUCCUCCGAGUCAAUGGUCACGCCAACGUACGUGGACGCAAGUUGCCCGUCGACUCCUCCGUUAUCUCCAGGGUCGGACUCGGAGACCGACGAGCCCAUGCUGGAGGCCACCGGAUACGUGCUCGGAACGCAGAGUGUGGACAUCGAUGGGUCGCAUCUACAGGACGACUCGGAUGAGAAGCUGGCGUGGGCGCACUUGUCACUGUCGAUCGAGUUCCUCAACGUGGUGAACCCGGCUACAGGCGAAGAGUACCAGCAGUUGCGCUGGACGGGCCGCACGGACUACCGCGGGGAGGAACACGCACAUCGUAACGCUGCCGACACGCUGCAAGGAAUGCUACGCUGGGAGCUGCUGACCAUCGCGCCGGCGCUGAACCUCGUGUCGCUCUCGUUGGAGUAA